AUGGGCUCCUCGCUGUCAAGAAGCUUCUCGCGUUUCUGGAACCGCAAUGAACGUCGACUGCUUCUUGUGGGGCUUGAUGGCGCUGGCAAGACAACGAUCUUGUAUCACUUGCGUCUAGGGAAGGCUAUCGCUAGCAUUCCGACUGUAGGCUUCAACGUGGAGACCAUCAAGUAUGAGGGCUAUAAGCUCAACAUUUGGGAUGUCGGAGGACAGGACACGUUGCGGCCAUAUUGGAGGCAUCACUUCACUGGGACGCAGGGAAUCAUCUUUGUUCUUGAUAGUGCGGAUGAUCAGCGCUUAGAGCUUGCGAAGGCAGAACUUAACGGCAUGCUCGUUGACACUCAACUCCAAGAUGCCUGUCUGCUUGUUAUCCUAAACAAACGGGAUCUGCCACACGCAAAAGAUGUUAAAGAGCUAACUGAAGCGAUGGAAUUCCAAGAAAACUGCGAAAAACUCAAUCGUCGUGUCAAGGUGCAGCCAACAGUGGCGACUACAGGUGAAGGACUAAACGAUGGCAUUUCGUGGCUUUGCGAGAACAUGAGUGCACUUUGA
Phytophthora infestans T30-4 is the source of this 552-nucleotide messenger RNA. RefSeq names its product ADP-ribosylation factor family. Lineage: Eukaryota; Oomycota; Peronosporomycetes; Peronosporales; Peronosporaceae. Bases 1 to 552 code for a protein of 183 amino acids. Gene Ontology annotation, cellular component: cytoplasm. The transcript has 3 exons. Gene Ontology annotation, biological process: intracellular protein transport; vesicle-mediated transport. The record is from RefSeq and is a predicted model, not a curated record. Gene Ontology annotation, molecular function: GTPase activity; GTP binding.